Molecule: messenger RNA, 939 nt
Organism: Astrephomene gubernaculifera
Lineage: Eukaryota; Viridiplantae; Chlorophyta; Chlorophyceae; Chlamydomonadales; Astrephomenaceae
Source: the annotation of a GenBank genome assembly
CUCACGCCGUGGGCCGCAUGGCGUUGCUGCUCCGCGGCGAGGCGGCUGCCAAGUUCCCCGCAGCCGCCUCAUUCAUGCCAGCCGCACUGUCCAUUAACGAGCUCAUAGCUCACCUAGACGCGCUGGCCUGCGUGGGCGCCGCCUUGGGCGCGGAGGAGCGCGUGCGGCCCGCCGCUGCGGCGCUUCUGAGCGGCCCCGCGGUGCGGGAGCUGCUGGGUGUGGGCAAGGUGUACGUGACGACGGUGAUAGCGGCGGGGGCACUAACUAGGGACCUCAGCAUCGAGGCUGUGAUCCCGCAGUCGCUGCGGCAGGGAUACAUGGCGGCGGUGCUGACGCCGCUGGAAACGGGUGCGCUGCUGAACGAGCGGCGCGCCCCCCAGGUGCUGGCCUACCGCAACAGCAUCACCGAGAGCUCCUACUACCAGGUUAUGGAUGCGGAUGCGCUGCCGUACGGCGUCAACAUUAGGUUUGAGGACGAGCAGGAGGCUGAGGGCAUGGGGGUGGUGCGUGAGUGGCUGUCACAGAUAGCCGCCGACAUCUUCUCAACGGAACGCGGCCUCUUCGUCCGCGGCGCUGCGGACCGACGUGUCGUACAUCCGUCGCCUCAGAGCGCCGCUCAGGAGGACUACCUGGGCUACAUGCGCUUUGCGGGGCGCAUCGUGGGUCUGGCGCUGCGCGCCAAUGUUCCCCUGGGUGUGGUGCUGAGCACCGGCCUCUUCAAGUACCUCACCGGCCGGAGAGCGAACCUGCAAGACCUGCAGCAGAUUGACCCGCAGCUCUACACGACCUGCCAGAACAUCCUUUCCACUCCUGGAGCCGAGUCCCUGGAGCUCUUCCACGUGUGGCACCGACACGGCGGACCCAUGGGUCAGUCCCCCAGCGGCGGCAGCCACAGCAAGGGCGGCGAGCAGCAGCAGCAGCGCGGCGCUGAGGUGGAGG